This is a messenger RNA of Branchiostoma belcheri (Belcher's lancelet), 2268 nucleotides long. RefSeq lists its product as uncharacterized. The record is from RefSeq and is a predicted model, not a curated record. The transcript is spliced from 2 exons. The coding region runs from base 284 to 1261 and encodes 325 amino acids. NCBI's taxonomy places the organism in Eukaryota, Metazoa, Chordata, Leptocardii, Amphioxiformes, Branchiostomatidae.
UGUGGCAGACAAAGCCGCUUUCCGACAGGGGGAGUCGCAUUGUUCACGAGUCAGCUGACCGCAUUUCAAAAAUUAAUCAUACCUUGUUGUCGGACAGAAGAGCAAAAACCGGUCGAGCAGCUUCGGGCUUCAGACACAGAACAGGUAGUCUGGUCACGGUAGUCUAGUCCUUUGUUGUUUGUACUUAAAACUGGACAGUGUUGAACAACACUGACUACAUCAGACUGGACGUCAGCACAGUGCAUCCAAUAUUUGCAGAGACACAGAGAACUGACAGAACAACAUGGCCGUCCCCAGCUUCGGGAUGCAGACUGAGCUGUUCCAGUCUGUUCCCUUCCCCCCUGUGGUGCUGUGGUUGGUGGUCAGCACACUCCUGGCCGGAAUCGUCAUAUCCGUCUGUCGGAGAAGGUCCUCCAGGACUCCGUGUUCUCAGACGUUGUGCUGUAACGGUACAUCAGUGAAAAUUCCCACUGACUCCUGCCACACUGUGGAACUCUCUGGGACUGAGUGCAUACUGAAGAUCGGUGAAGACAAGUGUUUUGAGCAGACAAUCAACGUUGCAUGCGACUGCCAAUGUUGUGCUUCUGACGUCCAAUUUGCCACAUGCACGGACAGAGUCUUGCGAACCGUUCCGCUAGGUUUGGGUCGUUACAGAGAACUGUUAUGCACGCUGAUCUUCAUGUUACUGUGCGAGGUAACAUUCCAUCUACUCUGGAGAGAAGACGCUCUGGUAGGCAUGGCAGCGGUCAAGUUUGUGCAGUUCAUGACGGUCGUGCUAGGGGUCCUCUUUGCGCACAUCUCCUUGGUGGACACGGCAGAGGGACUGAUGCGCCUGGAGUUGGGACUGAGGAUUAUCAUUCAGAACAAGCUGGCAUGUUUGGAGACCUACUUGGCUCUGGAAUGUAUCAUGCUGUACGGACAGAUUGCUGAGGUGAUAUUUGAGGUCUCGGAAAAUACCCUUUUCGGUAUCAUAGUGAUUUACAUAUGUCUAUACUCCUCGGCGACUGGCGUGGUGAAGCAAAUUUGUCUAAACAAUCUCUUCAAGUUCACGAUCGCCACACAGAUACCGAUCAUCGUCUUUUUAACACAACUGAUCGUGUCUGUACCGCUGAACACAGUAUUCCUUAUCAUUGCUUGCUUGUGGUUGAUGCUGUCUGUCACCCUGUUUGUUACCAGGAUUAUUUCAGCCUUCAGGCAUGUUGAUGACCUUCACUUGCAGGUACAGAAGGAAUCACUAGAGGGGGUUUCUGUCAAAGCAUGACUUGAACUACAAGGAUAAACUACAUGGAUUUUCAGAACGUUAACAUUUUGUGCCCCUUGGUCACUUUUGGAUGCUGCAGUUUACUGCAUCUUACUACUCUGUUUUACUUUUUUACUUUCAAUGUACUUUUAGAUGUUUUUGUUAAGAGGUUAAUUCACAAGAAAUAGUUUAUGUUGCUGCUAAUGCUUUAACUUUUCUGAUGUACAUGUAGGGUACAAUUGAAUUUUUAUAUGAAUUAUUUCAGUUAUAAACAGCUUAUAUUUAUCAGCCUAUGGACUGUGUACACAAAUUUAAUGUUGAAUUCAUAAUACAAAACAAUAGAAUACAAAUAAAUACAAAUACUUGGAAUAUAAUUGACCUUAUGAUGUCUUCAUUAGAACUAUGUUGAAAAGCAAUUUUACACUGUAAAAUAUUUAUUUAACAGUGACUCUUUAACAUUCACUUGAGUCUGUAAGUUAGAUAUUCAAGUAAAAUCAAGACACAGAAAAACAGUGGGGCAUCAACAAUAGUUCAUAUCAUUUUUGGACAAAAAUUCAAUAGACGUUAAUAUGAUAUUCUUCCUGGUCAUUCUUACAAUCAGCAGUCUUAGAAACAUAUCUAUCACCCCUAAAAACGUAAGUGAAUCGGUCCUCUUCUGCAAGGAGACUGUGGUAUUUGGAUCAUAGAACUCUGUCAUGGGGGGGUAUCAGUGAUAACAUUCUUCGAUGUAGAUAAACGUAAUUUGGCAGGACAGACCAUGUACACUUGCACAAGAACAAUAACCAUGGGAACUGUGUACAGCAUAGGAACUGUAGAUUCAACUCAGCUGUCCAUUGGGAAAAGGUAGUUUUCCGUGAAAGGCUACAUCAACUGAGCAGCAAACCGUUCUGAAGAACAGGUCAAAUGUUCGUAUUCAAACCAUGGCUAGUAACAGACUACAACCUACACAAAUUUUACUGCAAAAACAAGACUUGAGUGGAAAAAGCCAGAACCAUACACAGAAUGUCAGUUUCAAACCUGUACUAUAA